Messenger RNA from Cetraspora pellucida, 418 nucleotides. Lineage: Eukaryota; Fungi; Glomeromycota; Glomeromycetes; Diversisporales; Gigasporaceae. The record is from the annotation of a GenBank genome assembly.
AUCUUGCUCAUAAAAAAUCUUCUGAUAUCUUGAUUAGUGAUUUAUUGGUUAAUAAAAAUCUUUGUAAAAUAAAAUUUGACACUAGAAAAGUUAAAGUUGAACUCGAAUCUGAAAUAACUGUUAAAUGUGAUGCAUGUGAUUUUACAGAACAUGAAUUAAUUAUGUGUUUAGAACUUAAAAAAAUACUUGUUUGUCUUAAAAAUAAACCAAGCAAUACUGAAUUAAGCUUUUUUGAUAAAGGAAAUUUCUUAUUUGUAAUAUUUCUAGGCUAUAUGGAUUUCGCAUAUAAAAUUCCUGAGUUUAUAUCAGAUGGUUAUAUUGAAAUAUUAUGGAGUUCUCAUUUAAGAGAUGUAGAUUUUAACAAAAUAAUAAGUCAAAUAAGGGAUUGUUGUGAUAGUAAUAAUAAUAUUAAACCAAA